AUGACACGCAAACCCCACUUGAUGUUUCUCCUCCUGUCCGCCGGGGGGGCCGCGAGCGUCCACUUCCUGUCCCCCCGUGAUCCACGUGUAAUCCACCGUGGAAUAUCCUUUAUCCCAACAGAAAACUGCACGGACCUGCCGAGCGGUUGCUUCGAACCCGAGAGCUAUAUCAGGUUGGAAGGGUUGAACAUUGGGGAAGCCAUUAUCAUGUUGGGGUGCUCGGGUCUCUUCUGGUUCGUCUGCCUCUUCCUCCUCGAGCAUCGGUACCUACAGCGACUAUGGGGCAAGCUCAUAACGCAUAUGGUGGUGGAUGGCUCCAAGAAUACUCAAGAGGACGAGGAUGUGCUCUGCGAGGAAGAACGGAUCCAGGACCUUUUCCAAAGAGUACCAUUGAAGCGAAUUGAUAUAAUGAAUGUCCUUCUCCUUUACGUUCUUCGGAACGCUAAGGUGGUUGGACGAGUACAUGUGUACUCGUCCUCACCACCACUCAAGAGUACCCAAGUGACCUACUGCUUCCCUCCGCCCGUUCCCGGAACCUCGGGAGAAGAAGUAGAUGUUCAAAGGAGCUCGCUUCCUUUUAGGAUAGAGAAGAUGUAG
Messenger RNA from Darwinula stevensoni, 597 nucleotides. Lineage: Eukaryota; Metazoa; Arthropoda; Ostracoda; Podocopida; Darwinulidae. The record is from the annotation of a GenBank genome assembly.